This is a messenger RNA of Oryza sativa Japonica Group (Japanese rice), 1650 nucleotides long. Its product is annotated as peroxygenase. Gene Ontology annotation, molecular function: monooxygenase activity; calcium ion binding. NCBI's taxonomy places the organism in Eukaryota, Viridiplantae, Streptophyta, Magnoliopsida, Poales, Poaceae. The record is from RefSeq and is a predicted model, not a curated record.
UCUCCAAAAGACUCGGGAGAAGAGAUCUAACAGUCAACUCGUAAAAUACUCCCUACGUUUCAUAUUUUAAAUUAUUUGACUUUUUUUAGUUAAACUUGUUAAAGCCUAUGUUUAUAAAAAAUAUAUUAGUAUUUUAACAUAAAAUAAACAUAUUAUAAAAAUAUGUUUGAGAGUAGAAACAGCCGGCGAAGCGUGACGAUGGACGCUCGACGGCGGCGGCUGUCCCCGGUGGUGGUCGUAGCGGCUUUUCUUUUCUUCCCCCUGUUCUUCGGGAGCCAGCCGGCGGCGGCGUACGGCGAGGCUUCAGGCGCCGGCGGCAUGACGGCACUGCAGAAGCACGCGGCGUUCUUCGACAAGGACAAUGACGGCUUCGUCUCCCCGACCGAGACAUACGACGGGUUACGCGCCCUCGGACUUGGAGCUGGCUUCUCCAUCUUAAGCGCUGCGUUGAUCAAUGGCGUACUUUCACUCAAGACCAGACCUCGCGGAUAUCUGGACACAGAGGCCACACGCCGUCGAGACUCGAGAGAUUCAGGAACAGAAACCGCCGAGAGAGUUCGUAGCAGUCAACGCGCGAGGCAGGGCCGAGAAGAAACCGCCGGCGACGCACGCGCGAUGGACGCUCGGCGGAGGCGGUUGUCCCCGGCGGUGGCCGUGGCGGCGGCUCUUCUUUUCUUCCCCAUGUUCUUCGGGAGCCAUACGCCGGCGGCGGCGGCGGCGUACGGAGAGGCUUCAGGCGACGCCGGCGUGACGGCGCUGCAGAAGCACGCGGCGUUCUUCGACAAGGACGGCGACGGCAUCGUCUCCCUCUCCGAGACAUACGACGGGUUACGAGCACUCGGACUCGGGUCUGGCCUCUCCAGCUUGAGCGCCGCCUUCAUCAAUGGCGUCCUUUCCCCAAAGACCAGACCUGACAAUGGAACAGCACCACGCUUAUCUAUCUACAUAGAGAACAUCUACAAGGGGAUUCAUGGAAGCGAUUCAAGCGCCUAUGAUUCUGAAGGAAGGUUCGUUGCUGAAAAGUUUGAGGAGAUAUUCGCCAAGCACGCCAAGACCGUGCCUGAUGCUCUGACAUCGGACGAGAUAGACGAGCUGCUUCAAGCGAACCGCAAGCCCGGUGACUACACUGGAUGGGUCGCAGCAUCGUCAGAGUGGAAGAUUCUGUACAAGAUCGGCAAGGACAAGGACGGCCUUCUUCGCAAGGAGGCCGUGCGAGAAGUCUACGAUGGAAGCCUGUUUACCAAGCUGGCGGCGGCAAGGAUAAACGACGAAAACCAAGCAUGAUUGGUGACAGCUGAUGGGAUCAUCUCCAUUGAUUCUCCUGAUUAAGCAUCUCAAAUCAUGUGCCACUGUGAUAUGAGAACGAUUGAGAUGAUGUCUGAACACAAAAAGAUAGUCAUGCAAGAUAGAAGUAUGAACAAGUGUGGACAGAAUCUGCAGAUGGGGAUGGAUCGUUUAGUUCUGUCCUUUUUUGUUGGUUUCUUGGGGAUAUUGAAUGUUUAUAUUAUUAUACCUGCAAAUGGUUGGCAGUGCAAGGCUGCAAGCAAUGGCACACUAUUUAUACAUUUGGCGUCCCUUAGCCCGUAGUUGCCCGUGAUGCCGUGAUGCUUGUCUUAUCUGAACUCUGAAAGUCUGAAUCAGUUAGCAGCA